UUUGGGGAGGAGGGUUCUCCACCAGCCCCUACCCAACCAUUUCUCCUUCUCUUCCCACAACCCCCUGGAACUCAGCACACCACUCCCACCCUCAAGUAAUGAUGGUGAUGAUCCAGCCUCUUUUAAACUAUUUUGCAGAGCUCAAAGUUUAAACAAGUUGUGGCGUCUUGGGAGGGAGGGAAGCCCCCGGCCCCUGCAGAGACUGUCCCAGGUGGACCUUUGGUCUAAUUCGGUGUCAUGCAGCAUCCUACCUUGGGAGCCCCCAGUCCCCAAAGGAGGAGCAGUUUCUAAGUAGGAAGAGGGAGAAAGGAAAUGGGACCCCCCUUCCCCCCAUUUAUGGAAGUGACUUUAAGGAGAUUCUUGGGCAGGAGGGAGAAGCCAAGGCAGGAGGGAGAUUUCCCCGCCAGUGCCCAAGAUGGAGCCUUUUCUACCAAAUGACAUGUCUCUCUCUCUCCACCCCAGGGGUGCGAACUUGAAUAAAAUAUGGCGGGGAGGCAAGCCCUGCGAAGAGGAAGAGGAAGAGGACGAGGAAGGAGACUUUUGGACCUGAUAUCCCACCUUUCUGCUUCUGAGCACGCCACUUACAGUACUAGCUUUUGCAGAGUGCGCUUCCGGGGCUUUUUCCCGCAGACGACACAGCAGAUCUUGCAAUGUUUCCGCCAGCCCCUUCCUGCCCACCAACCAGCCCCCUGUGGGCGGGGAGAACGGAACAGGCUACAGAAACCUCUUUGUCUUUUUUUUUGGCAAUAAGAGACUACAAUUCCCAGCAGCCCUUUAUCUCCCAGGCUCUCUUGCAGCUGCAAAGCGGGAGGUCGGCUGCCUGGCGGGAAGGAUUUGCAAAAGCAUCUGAUGCCCAUUUUGCAAAAGCUGCGUCCAGUGACCUUGCAAGACGUGACCGCCUUUUUCAGAUACAGGCAGGGAGUGUUGCUGCAAAGCUGAGCCUUGCAUGGGAGCGGCAUGGAGGAAAAUGACGAGAACGUGAAUUUCCUGGGAAAUGCCUUCGGGCGAAAGACCAUUUGUAGUUCUUCUGGGAAGUGUUUUACUGGGAAACCUGGUCUUGAUCAGCCGCUGCAGUGUGAGAAACAGUUUGCUCUACAGUGUCAAAUAGUGAGACAAAAGAGGACCCACAAGGGAGAAGAGGCCUACAAAUGCCCUGAGUGCGAGAAGACUUUUACCUGCUCAGAAAACCUGAGGAUCCACCAGAGAGUCCACACCGGGGAGAAACCCUAUGAAUGCAGGGAGUGUGGCAAAUAUUUUUCCCAAAAAAGUAACCUUGUGAGGCAUCAGAGAUGCCACACUGGGGAGAAACCUUAUACAUGUGGGGAGUGUGGCAAAUGUUUUUCUCACAAAUCUUACUUUGUGAUCCACCAGAGAUCCCACACUGGGGAGAAACCUUAUGGAUGUGUGGAGUGUGGCAAAUGUUUUUCUAUAAAAGCUCAACUUGUGAUGCACCAGAGAUCCCACACUGGGGAGAAACCUUAUAAAUGCAUGGAGUGUGGCAAAUGUUUUUCUCUAAAAGCUCACCUUGUGAUCCACCAGAGAUCCCACACUGGAGAGAAGCCCUAUGAAUGCACAGCAUGUGGGAAAUGGUUUGCCAUCCAAUCUUCCCUCAGGCUACACCAGAAAGACCAUACUGGGGAGAAACCUUACAAGUGCAUGGAGUGUGGCAAAUGUUUUUCUCGUAAAGUUCACCUUGUGAGGCAUCAGAGAUCCCACACUGGAGAGAAACCUUAUGAGUGCACCGUGUGUGGGAAACGGUUUGCUGACCAAUUUCAUCUCCUGUGCCACCAGAAAGUCCACACUGGGGAGAAACCUUACAAGUGCCUAGAGUGUGGCAAAUGUUUUUCUCAAAACACUCACCUCGUGUCUCACCACCGGAGAGUCCACAUGGGAGAGAAACCUCACAAAUGCAUGGAGUGUGGGAAGGGCUUUGCCGACAGUUCUGGUUUGAUGAGCCACCAGAGAGUCCACACAGGAGAGAAACCAUACAAAUGCAUGGAGUGUGGGAAAAGUUUUGCUCAACGCUCAGCCGCUGUGGAACACAAUAAAAUCCACACUGGAGAGAAGCCCUAUAAAUGCACAGCAUGUGGGAAAGGGUUUGCCAACCAAUCUUCCCUCAGGCAACACCAGCAAGUCCAUACUGGAGAGAAACCUUACGAGUGCAUGGAGUGUGGGAAGUGUUUUGUUGCCAACUCUACAUUGGUGAUCCACCAGAUUGUCCACAAAGGAGAGAAACCCUAUAAAUGCACCGAGUGUGGAGAAUGUUUUCAACGCCACUCACACCUCGUGAAACAUCGGAAAAUCCAUACAGGGGAGAGAAAUCAUAAGUGCCCUGAGUGUGGGAAAUGUUAUGCUGACAAGUCUACCUUGGUCGUCCACCAGAGAGCCCACACGGGGGAGAAGCCAUAUAAAUGCACCGUGUGUGGGAAAUGUUUUACUUACAUUGCUAGUUAUAGAAAGCACCAGAUAAUUCACACUGGGGAGAAACCUUUUAAAUGUUUGGAGUGCGGAAAGAGCUUCAGUCAAAGUGGAAACUUUAGGAAACAUCUACAAACUCACACAGGGGAGAAACCAUUUAAAUGCUUGGAGUGCGGAAAGAGCUUCAUUGAUCGUGCAUCCCUUAGUUCGCAUGAAAGAAUUCACACAGGGGAGAAGCCAUUCAAAUGUAUGGAGUGCGGAAAGUCUUUCAGGUGGAAUCAGAACCUUACUAUACACCAGCGAACUCACAAAGGGGAGAAGCUAUCUGAGUGUAUGGAGUGCAGAAAGUGUUUCAAGUCGAAACAUUACCUUAAAAUACACCAGCAAACUCACACAGGGGAGAAACCAUAUGAAUGUAUCGAGUGUGGAAAGUGUUUCAAGUGGAAACAAUACCUUACUUUACACCAGCGAACUCACACAGGGGAGAAACCAUAUGAAUGUAUGGAGUGUGGAAAGUGUUUCAGGUGGAAGUAUUACCUUACUACACACCAGCGAACGCACACAGGGGAGAAACCCUUUGAAUGUAUGGAGUGUGGGAAGACUUUCACGGAUAGUGGAAGCCAUGUAAAACGAAUUCACACACGGGAGAAACCAUUUAAAUGUAUGGAGUGUGGGAAGACUUUCUCGAAUAGUGGAAACCAUAGAACACAUCAGCGGAUUCACACAGGAGAAAAACCGUUUAAAUGUAUGGAGUGUGGAAACUGCUUCAAUCAAAGUUGCAACCUUAAAAAACAUCUACGAACUCACACAGGGGAGAAACCCUUUAAAUGUACGGAGUGUGGAAAGACCUUCAGUCGUAUUGAUGCACUUAGACAACAUCGAUGGACUCACACAGUGAAGAAACCAUGAUAGCUUUAUCAUGUAUCAUGAGAUCCAUGGUUUUAAGUUUGGUAACUGCUUUCCAGACAGAGAAGUUGCUGAACUGCAACUUAUUACCAAACUUAAAAGCAUGGAGAGUCCUGGUCUGAAUAAAGACAUUGGAUUCUUAUCUCAUUAUACACACACUGUGGAAAGUGCUUCAGUGAGAGGGGAAGUCUUAAUAUUCCUCUACGGUCCCGCACGGGAGAAACCAUUUAAAUGUAUGGCAUGUGGGAAGACGUCCGCUGACAGUGGAAAACAUUUACGAAUUCACACAGGGGAGAAACCAUUUAAAUGUAUGGAGUGUGGAAAGAGCUUCAUAUGGAAGACAAACCUUACUUUACAUCAGAGAACAUCAACAAACUCACGCAGGAUAAAAAAGCAUUUAAAUGUGUGCAGUGCGGAAAGUUGUUCAGCUUGUAAUCACUCCUUCACAUCAACAAAUUCACACCUGGAAGAAACCAUUUAAAUGCCUAAAUGGGUUUAGAUAAUUGUUAAAAAGAAUGGAAUUAAGAUUUGGAAAGUACUAAGGAAGUAAGAUAAGCAAACGUAGUUGAGAGGGAAUGGAGGAAAUCGACAAAGAUUUGUGAUAUAAGAUUGAUCUGAUACCUUUUCUUUUUUAUUGUAAUGUUGGUAUUUUGUUUUGUUGUGUAUAUUUUCUGUUUCUUUUUCUGGUUUUUUUUUU
Messenger RNA from Zootoca vivipara (common lizard), 4021 nucleotides. Lineage: Eukaryota; Metazoa; Chordata; Lepidosauria; Squamata; Lacertidae. The record is from RefSeq and is a predicted model, not a curated record.